This is a messenger RNA of Chlorella variabilis, 591 nucleotides long. RefSeq lists its product as hypothetical. The coding region runs from base 100 to 387 and encodes 95 amino acids. Gene Ontology annotation, biological process: positive regulation of mitotic metaphase/anaphase transition; anaphase-promoting complex-dependent catabolic process; protein ubiquitination. The record is from RefSeq and is a predicted model, not a curated record. The transcript has 3 exons. NCBI's taxonomy places the organism in Eukaryota, Viridiplantae, Chlorophyta, Trebouxiophyceae, Chlorellales, Chlorellaceae. Gene Ontology annotation, molecular function: zinc ion binding; cullin family protein binding; ubiquitin protein ligase activity. Gene Ontology annotation, cellular component: nucleus; anaphase-promoting complex.
CACCGAACUGAUCGAGCCGCAUCAGGAAGCAGGCGCCAGGGCCACCCACAGGAUCUGUACACUGUGUUACAACUGCGGCAGGGGCGGCGGCGGGGCGCCAUGACGUUUGCGGUCAAAAUCAAGAAGUGGCAUGCCGUCGCUAGCUGGACGUGGAACGCAGGCGACGAUGUGUGCGGCAUCUGCCGCAUGCCCUUUGACGGCUGCCCGCCCGAUGGCAAGUACCCAGGCGACGACAGCCCGGUGGUCUGGGGCAUCUGCACCCACGCGUUCCACCUGCAGUGCAUCAACAGGUGGCUGCAGAGCCAGGCGGAGCAGAAGUGCCCCUUCUGCCGGCGGCAGUGGGAGUUUAAACAAGCCGCCAUAGGCGGCGAAGACUCGGAUGCCUAACCAAUGUUCCACCAGGGGCUGAAUCCCUGCGGCCUUAUCUGACACUACUUCACUCCUUCAGCAGCCAAGGCUGAUGCUUUCAAGCCUCAUCUGUCUCUCAUGCUCUCCUCCCGCUUUCCUCUGAACCUGCUUGCCAUCCCUUCGCUGCUCAGUUCUGCCUUGCAUCGCAAUUUGCAAUGGCGCCUUGUUUUAACAGACAAUAAC